AUGAUCAAUCCUUUCAGAACCCUUCAGAGGGCUAUCGGUGGCUUGAUACCAAAAUUCUUGACCAAACUCUUUUCGGAUAGUAAAUUGUCGCCUACCAGCACAAGCGGUGGCUUUGCAUUUAUUCAAGGAAUCAGUGGCAGUCAAUAUACCACCGAGACCAACGGUUAUAGUCUUCACGCACGUCAAUAUGCUACUUCAUCCUACGAGACGGAGAAUCGUAUGUCGCCGGCCAAUGUCAUCUAUCCAAUCAACACAGACGAAAUAGUCACUACCGUGAAGUAUGCCAAGGAAGCAAAGGUUGCCAUUGCUAUUCGUACUGGAGGCCAUCAAUACAGUGGUGCAUCUUCGACCAUUGCUCCCAACAUACAACUUGAUUUGAGCAAGACUUUCCGUGGCAAAGACGACCGUCAAAUCCUCAAAAAGGAUGACCAGACCUAUGUUAGAACUAGCGUCAGCUGGGCUCUUGGAGAGUUUAACGCCUACUUAGGGGAGAAUAAAUUGUUCGUACCACAUGGACAGUGUGUGCACGUUCAUCUUGGGGGACAUUGCCAGUCUGGUGGAUACGGGCAGCUAGGCCGCAGUUUUGGACUUCUCGGUGAUCAUAUUAUGUCGUUCGAAAUUGUUGAUCAUGAAGGGACUGUCAAAGAAGUGAACCAAAUGAAUGAUUCAGAACUCUUCGGCGCAAUUCUUGGUGGAAGCCCAGGCAAUCUUGGUGUUAUCACUCACUUCACAACAAAAGUCUACCGCGAUGAAGAUUACAAGGGCUCGCGUGGCCUCAAAUCCAUCCAUCUGUACAGUCCCGAGACACUUGAACGACUCCUCGAUCAGCUUGUCGAAAUGUCUGACAACGAUGAUUUCCCUGGUAACUACGACUUCUGCGUUAGCGUCCUCAGUUCCUCCUUCCCACUCCUCGACUGGUUCCCGGAAGCCGAUCAAACCCUCAAAGAAGAGCACCCAGAAAUCUUCGGUGAAGACGGCCUUAUCCUCUGGCCUCGCUCCAUCAUCGUUUAUGCGCAAUGGGUGCCAUUCAAACCCACCGACGUCUGCGACAUCUCCUGGUUCGACCGCAUCAAGAAAGGCUCCCUCUUCAAAACCGAAGGCGUGAAACCUAUGUCCGAACUCACCGCUGACUGGAUCUUCCGCAACGUCCGCGAGUUCAACCACCCUUACAUCAAAUCCACGACCUGCACUAGCUCCAAAACUCUCGCCAAAGACGGCUGGCCCAAAUGGAUCACCGGCCGUCUCGAUGGCAUCAUCAAGCCCAACGGAAACGACCUCUGGGUCUCAGCCCAAUUCCAGAACUUCGGCGGCAAAAACUCAGCGACGUACAAAAAUCGCAAUAAUGGAACUUCGUAUAGUUGGCGCGAUAGCACUAUCGUUGCUACAGUUGAUUGCUUUUACGGCGCGAAUCGACAGCAAGCUGCGAGGGAUUGGCGGACCGUCAAUAUUCAAGAGGGAAUUGGACCAAAUGGUAUCUUUUCGAAGAAGGACAAGAGGUUGUUGUGGGGAAGUUUUGGAGAUUAUGAUCUUGAUAAGGUCUGGCCUGCUUACUAUGAGGAUCAAGCGAAGUAUGAUCGGUUAAAGAAGGCGAGGGCGAAGGCGGAUCCAGAUGGGACUUUUACGCCGAAUAGUUUUUCUGUUAAGAGAGCUUGA
Messenger RNA from Glarea lozoyensis ATCC 20868, 1653 nucleotides. Its product is annotated as FAD-binding protein. Gene Ontology annotation, molecular function: FAD binding. The record is from RefSeq and is a predicted model, not a curated record. The transcript has a single exon. The coding region runs from base 1 to 1653 and encodes 550 amino acids. NCBI's taxonomy places the organism in Eukaryota, Fungi, Ascomycota, Leotiomycetes, Helotiales, Helotiaceae.